Mugil cephalus (flathead mullet) is the source of this 4235-nucleotide messenger RNA. Its product is annotated as dynamin-2-like. The coding region runs from base 286 to 2862 and encodes 858 amino acids. Gene Ontology annotation, molecular function: GTP binding; GTPase activity; microtubule binding. Gene Ontology annotation, cellular component: cytoplasm; microtubule; membrane. The transcript has 21 exons. The record is from RefSeq and is a predicted model, not a curated record. NCBI's taxonomy places the organism in Eukaryota, Metazoa, Chordata, Actinopteri, Mugiliformes, Mugilidae.
GGCUGGGUGUCGCCUGACCGGAUCAUGACAGAAGUUUUCGCUCCAGCACAGGGACUCUAAUCAUGCACUAGCCCAUUUAUCAAGAUCUUCAUUAUCUGAACCGUGUCAGGACUCUUUGCUGCUAACUGCUUUGUGUUUUGGUCAAAUAAACUCGCUGGGACUGGGACUGGCUGCAGUAGGCUAUCAUCUGGGAACUUUUGGUUUUCUGGACGAGCGACCCCUUGGCUCUCAUUUGACCGGUUAGGAGAGCAAGUUAAAGCCCACUGGGCUAACCGAGGAUCCGCCAUGGGAAACCGGGGGAUGGAAGACCUAAUUCCCCUCAUCAACAAGCUCCAAGACGCCUUCAGCUCCAUCGGCCAGAGCUGCAACUUGGACCUGCCGCAAAUAGCGGUCGUCGGCGGCCAGAGCGCAGGGAAGAGCUCCGUGUUGGAGAACUUCGUCGGGAGGGAUUUUUUGCCCAGAGGAUCUGGCAUCGUCACCCGUCGUCCUCUCAUCCUCCAGCUGGUGAACAGCAAAGCAGAGUAUGCAGAGUUCCUGCACUGUAAGGGACGCAAGUUUGUGGACUUUGACGAAGUCCGCGCAGAGAUUGAGGCAGAGACAGACCGACUAACUGGAUCCAACAAGGGCAUCUCCCCAAUACCAAUCAACCUCCGUGUCUACUCCCCUAAUGUGCUGAACUUGACCCUGAUUGACCUGCCGGGGAUGACCAAAGUGGCUGUGGGUGACCAGCCUGUGGACAUCGAGCAUCAGAUCAGAGACAUGCUGCUGCAGUUCAUCACUAAGGAGAGCUGCCUGAUCCUCGCCGUCACCCCGGCAAACACUGACCUGGCCAACUCCGACGCCCUCAAGAUCGCCAAGGAGGUGGAUCCUCAGGGGCUGCGGACCAUUGGCGUGAUCACAAAGCUGGACCUGAUGGAUGAGGGGACAGAUGCACGGGAUAUCCUGGAGAACAAACUACUGCCGCUCCGCAGAGGUUACAUUGGGGUAGUGAACCGCAGUCAGAAGGACAUUGAUGGAAAGAAAGACAUCCGUGCUGCUUUGGCUGCUGAGAGGAAGUUCUUCCUGUCUCAUCCUGCAUACAGGCACAUUGCAGAACGCAUGGGUACACCGCAUCUGCAGAAAACCCUCAACCAGCAACUCACAAACCACAUCCGCGACACGUUGCCAGGGUUACGCAGUAAGCUUCAAAGCCAGCUUCUCUCGCUGGAAAAGGAAGUGGAGGAGUACAAGAACUUCCGUCCCGAUGACCCUACACGGAAAACCAAAGCCCUGCUUCAGAUGGUGCAGCAGUUCGGUGUGGACUUUGAGAAGUGCAUAGAGGGGUCUGGAGAUCAGGUGGAUACCUCCAACUUGUCCGGUGGUGCAAAGAUCAACCGUAUCUUUCAUGAGCGCUUCCCCUUCGAGCUGGUGAAGAUGGAGUUCGAUGAGAAGGAGCUGAGGAAAGAGAUCAGUUAUGCCAUCAAGAACAUCCAUGGAGUCAGGACAGGCCUGUUCACCCCAGACCUGGCGUUUGAGGCCAUAGUGAAAAAGCAGAUCAUUAAGCUGAAAGAGCCCUGUCUGAAAUGCAUCGACCUGGUCAUCCAGGAGCUCAUCAACACAGUCAGACAGUGCACCAAUAAGCUGGGCUCCUACCCUCGUCUGAGAGAAGAAACUGAGAGAAUUGUCACCACCUACGUCAGAGAGAGAGACAGCAAGACCAAAGAUCAGGUGCUGCUGCUGAUUGACAUUGAGCUGUCCUACAUCAACACUAACCAUGAGGACUUUAUCGGAUUUGCAAAUGCACAGCAACGAACUGCUGCUAAUGUCACUAAGAAGAGAGUCAUGCCCAAUCAGGGAGAGAUUCUUGUCAUCCGCAGAGGCUGGCUCACCAUCAACAUCAGCAUCAUGAAGGGAGGAUCCAAGGACUACUGGUUUGUCCUGACUGCUGAGUCUCUGUCCUGGUACAAAGAUGAGGAGGAGAAAGAGAAGAAGUACAUGCUGCCUCUUGACAACCUGAAGCUGAGGGAUCUGGAAAAGAGCUUCAUGUCCAGCAAACACGUCUUUGCCAUCUUCAACACUGAACAUAGGAACGUGUACAAAGACCUGCGUCAGAUUGAGCUGGCAUGCGACAAUCAGGAGGAUGUGGACAGCUGGAAGGCCUCCUUCCUCAGGGCUGGGGUUUACCCAGAGAAAGACCAGGCUGAGAGCGAAGAAUCCAUCAAUACUGGCGACUCCGUGUCCAUGGACCCGCAGCUGGAGCGACAGGUGGAGACCAUCCGCAACCUCGUGGACUCGUACAUCGGCAUCGUCAACAAGUCCAUCAGAGACCUCAUGCCCAAGACAAUAAUGCAUCUCAUGAUCAACAACGCAAAGGACUUUAUUCACUCUGAGCUGCUGGCCUACCUGUACUCGGCCGGGGAGCAGUCUAGCUUGAUGGAGGAGUCACCAGAGCAGGCCCAGAGGAGAGAUGAGAUGCUGAGGAUGUAUAACGCCCUGAAAGAGGCCCUGGUCAUCAUUGGUGACAUCAGCACCACCACCAUCUCCACACCGGUGCCUCCGCCAGUAGAUGACACCUGGAUGGGCAAAGACCCAAGUCCUCCCCCGGCGUCACGUUCCACCGCAGCAACAGCGCCCCCUCCCAGCCGACCCCCAGCUGUGAGAGGAGCCACACCUGGCCCUCCGCCUCCUCUCAACCCCUCCCCAGCGUUCGGAGCGCCGCCCGUUCCCUCGCGGCCCGGCCCUCCGAUGGCUCAGAUGGGCUACACGGAUUCCAACUCCGCCGUGCCGCUCAUCCCAUCGAGGCCGGGCCGCGUGCCCCCAGCACUGCCGCCAGGGAUCCCCAGGAGGCCGCCACAAGUCCCUUCUCGGCCCAGCCAAAGGUGAGGGACACUCGAGAUGUUGUCCACUCAACUGCAGCACAGCCAGGAGGAGGGCCAAAGACGCGCUUGGCAUUUUAAUUUCAGGUCCACCAGGAACGUUCUGUUGUCUGGAGCCGUUUUGUAUGUACAGUUAAACAGUUAAAGAAGGGAACGAGCUGCAGAAAUAAUGGGCAUACGUUGUUGUGACUCCAUGGAAGAUGACAUCCUGUUGAUAUCAUCAAAUGUCACAUUUAAAUGACUAUCCAUUCACUAUAAUUCUCAGUUGUCCAGGUCAUUGUAUUUCUAAAAAAACAAAGCUAAAUCACAGGCAGCUGGACUUCUUUGAGUCUUCAGCAUCUUCAAGGGAAGUUCAUUUGUCUUUGUUUUUGCUUUAUUUCUUUUUGUUAGGGUUUUUUCUGUACAUCCAGCUCACAUUAAAUUUAUUUCCUGUGUGAAUAUGAAUGUAUUCCGACCACUGAGUCCACUAAAAUAUAAAUGAUCUAGCAACAAAAACUAAACCAAAAAUAAAUCUUUGAGUAGAAUAAAAUGUCGCACUCCUUAACACAUGUGCAGUGCAUCAGGCGAUAAAUGAUUCCAGUUUUCAUUUGACAUUUGUCAACAUGUUGGCACAGACUUGCACUUGGCAUCAGACUAGAAACCUCUGGAAAUAAUUCUCAGUAAUUACUGCUGCAAAGAAGGAAACACUUGGACUAUCACCAAUAUGGCACAAACUGUCCAGAGCAACAGCCUUCAAGUCCUGUGGAUCCAUGUCUAAGUGAUGUCAUUUAAUUGAUCUUCACUGACCUUUACUGGUGGUAAUGUUACCUUUAGAGAAAAACCUCCAACCAUUUUCAGAGGUGAGGGACACAGUGACGGCAUAAUAUAUAAUUCCUCAUUGGCUUGUGGUCAGGUUUGACAUUAAGGGCAAUAAAUGAAAUGAAAUAACCAACCUGAACUUUCUCAGCCUUACUAAUCGGGUUACCCUUUAUGGUGUAAUAUUUUGUUGUUUCUCACAGAUGGGUAACCGGCAAAACCACAAGAAAAUAAUAAUAAUAAUAAUAAUAAUAAUAACAAUGAUCUCGUGUUGGAUGGUUUUCUGUCCAGUAUGUCUUAUGUGUAAACUGUGUGUGUGUGUGUUUUGGGUGUGCCUCAGUCCACAACAUCAAACUGGAAAUACAGGAAAUAAUGCUGUUUACUUUUGAAAAUAUAGGAAUGUUCUUACGUUUACUCUGUAUUUGAAGUAUUUAAUAUUUGCUGUAAAUCAGUCUUCGUGUUGUGCCUAUAAAUAAUUGACUUGAAAUGCAUUACAAACCUGAGACACAUUGUGAGACCAAGAGACUGCUCAUUACAUACACUAUAGUAAAUAGUUGAAUCAAAUUAAACCAAAUUAAAGAUGCA